GUCACGAAAAUUUGCCUUUGGCCGACCGUAUUUUUAUAAUAAUAACCUCGUCGGCGCGAAAACUUAUUCAUGACUAGCUGUCUUGAUAAUAUCUUGUCAGUGGUCGAGUCGCGUGAAACGUGAAAUUCUCUCCUCGGCGGUCAGCGCUCUCUUUUUUUAUACAUAACGUUUCCAUUCUUAGGAGAAAAUUAUAUGAUCGCAGUCUGGUGACGCCAUGUUCUAUUCAUAUUAUGUCUAUGGCGUGAUAAGAGACGGGCGCUAAUUUGGCGUGUUGACUGUUGAGUCUACGCUUUCGUUUGCCGUGGGGAAGCCGUGUUGCUUUCGGAUCGUUUUUCUCAAGAGAAAACCAGAGAGGUUCGCGUGAGAAGAUCAUUCGGGAAGCCGUCACGAUGUCGGUCUCUUCCUCGGUCACUGCCAAACGAGAGGAGUUUCGCAAGUAUCUGGAGAGAUGUGGCGUAAUGGACGCCCUCACGAAGAUACUAGUCUCACUCUACGAGGAGACUGAAAAGCCAGCUGACGCUUUAGACUAUAUACGUAAGAAUAUUGGUGGUGCUGUGGACAACAGUACUUCAGAAAUCGAUAGCUUGAAGAAAGAAUUGGAGGAGUCCAAAGCUUACAUUGCCGAAUUGAAAUCAAAAUUAAUAAAGUAUGAAUCAAAGGAUGAAGCGACGGCCGAGUAAUUGUGACGGAUAUCAUGUCUUUGAUCAGAGUUCACGCUAGUCUUGUUUUUCUUUUUGGACACUGACUUUCCUAAGUCAGUCUGACUGUGCCUUAUUACUAUAAUAAAUAUGACGUUUAAGAAAAUUAGAAUUUAAGAUAAAUUACUAAACUUUUGUGUAAACAUUCCAUUACAUGUACGUUCAUUCAUUCAUAUAUAUUUUCUUAUUUAAGAGAAUGGCAAUAUAGCUGUUAGUUCUUUCAUACUUCUUUUCUAAGGACAAAGUUAUCAUGUGAAGUAUUUGACAUGUGUACUUAAUGUGCAAGCGUCGUUUGUACGGAAUAGAUCUCAGGACUCAAAUAAAUAUUUCUCUUACGUUUAUUA
Messenger RNA from Wasmannia auropunctata (little fire ant), 1042 nucleotides. RefSeq names its product C-Myc-binding protein homolog. Lineage: Eukaryota; Metazoa; Arthropoda; Insecta; Hymenoptera; Formicidae. The record is from RefSeq and is a predicted model, not a curated record. Gene Ontology annotation, molecular function: transcription coactivator activity. The transcript has 3 exons. The coding region runs from base 390 to 680 and encodes 96 amino acids. Gene Ontology annotation, biological process: regulation of DNA-templated transcription. Gene Ontology annotation, cellular component: nucleus.